Messenger RNA from Carlito syrichta (Philippine tarsier), 2690 nucleotides. RefSeq names its product glycerol-3-phosphate acyltransferase 2, mitochondrial (gene GPAT2). Bases 118 to 2523 code for a protein of 801 amino acids. The transcript has 22 exons. The record is from RefSeq and is a predicted model, not a curated record. Gene Ontology annotation, cellular component: mitochondrial membrane. NCBI's taxonomy places the organism in Eukaryota, Metazoa, Chordata, Mammalia, Primates, Tarsiidae.
GUCUUCCGGCGGCCUCGCUGAGGCGCUGCUUUGGCGGGAGUUGGGGGCUGGUGUGAGGUUCCUGUGGAGAGAGGGAGAGCAGCAGAGGUGGCUGGUUCCCAGAUCUUAUAGGCUGUCAUGGCUACCAUGUUGGAAGAUAGACCCCAAACCCAGCUGAGGAGCAGCCACGAUGGCCGGGAGACUCGUCUGUGGUCUUCAGGCAUUGGGAUGAAGCUGGAGGUGGUCACCCCAUUUCUGGGGAAGUAUCGCCCCUUUGUGGGUCGCUGCUGCCAGACCUGUACCCCUAAGAGCUGGGAGUCUGUCUUCCACAGAAGCAUUAUGGAUCUGGGCUUUUGCAAUGUGAUCCUGGUGAAGGAGGAGAACACCAGGUUUCGGGGCUGGCUGGUUCGGAGACUCUGCUAUUUCCUGUGGUCCCUGGAACAGCACAUACCUCCCUGCAGGGAUGCCCCACAGAAGAUCAUCGAAAACUCUAGGGUGCAGAAUGUCCUCUCAGGGAGAGCUCCAGGAGGGGCUGGGGAAGGCCAGGCACACAACCUUGUGAAGAAAGAGGUGCAGCGCAUCCUGGGCCACAUCCAGGCCCCACCCCGCCCCCUCCUGCUCAGGCUGUUCAGCUGGGUGCUGCUGCGGUUCCUGAACUGCCUCUUUCUGAAUGUGCAGCUCCACAAGGGUCAGAUGAAGAUGGUCCACAAGGCCACCCAGGCGGGCUGGCCACUUGUCCUCCUCUCUACUCACAAGUCUCUUCUGGAUGGGAUCCUCCUGCCCUUUGUGCUGCUCUCCCAGGGCCUUGGUGUGCUCCGUGUGGCUUGGGAACCCCGCACCUGCUCCCCUGCCCUCAGAGUUCUGCUGAGGAAGCUUGGGGGGCUUUUUCUACCCCCAGAGGCAAACCUCUCCCUGGACAGCUCUGAGGGGGUUCUUGCAAGGGCUGUGGUCCAUGCGGUCAUGGAGCAGCUGCUGGUCAGUGGGCAGCCCCUGCUCAUCUUUCUGGAGGAACUCCCUGGGGCCUCAGGGCCACGGCUAUCAGCACUGGGCCAGGCCUGGCUGGGACUGGUGGUGCAGGCGGUUCAAAUGGGUAUUGUCCCGGAUGCCAUGCUGGUGCCAGUGGCCGUCACCUAUGACCUGGUUCCUGAUGCACCAUGUGACAGACACCAUGCCUCUGUCCCCCUGGGGCUGUGGACAGGAGCUCUAGCUGUCCUGCGGAACCUGCACAGCUGCUGGGGCUGCAACCGCCGCAUCUGUGCCCGAGUGCUCCUAGCUCAGCCCUUCUCCCUGCAGGAAUAUAUCAUCAAUGCAAGAAGCUGCUGGGACAACAGGCAGACCCUGGAGCAGUUGCUGCAGCCCAUUGUGCUGGGCCAAUGUACUGCUGUUCCAGACACUGAGAAGGAGCAGGAGUGGACCCCCAUAACUGGCCUUCUCCUGGACCUCAAGGAAGAGGAUCAGCUUCUGGUCAGGAGACUGAGCCGUCACGUCCUGAGUGCCAGUGUGGCGAGCUCUUCAGUGAUGAGCACAGCCAUCAUGGCGACGCUGCUGCUGUUCAAACACCGGAAGGGAGUUUUCCUGUCGCAGCUCCUGGGGGAGUUCUCCUGGCUGACAGAGGAGAUACUGCUGCGUAGUUUUGACGUGGGCUUCUCUGGCCAGCUGCGGGGCCUGGUACAGCACACGCUGAGCCUGCUGCGGGCACACGUGGUCCUCCUGCGCGUCCACUGGGGGGACUUGCUGGUGGUGCCGCGACCUGGUCCAGGCCUAAUGCGCCUGGCACACCUGAGUGCUGAGCUGCUGCCCGCCUUCCUGAGUGAGGCUGUGGGUGCCUGUGCUGUGCGGGGGUUGCUGGCAGGCAGAGUGUCACCCGAGGGGCCCUGGGAGCUGCAGGGCAUAGAGCUGCUGAGCCAGAAUGAGCUGUACCACCAGAUCCUGCUGCUGCUGCACCUGCUGCCACAAGACCUGCUGCUGCUGCAGCCUUGCCAGUCUUCCUACUGCUACUGUCAGGAGGUGCUGGACCGUCUCAUCCAGUGUGGGCUCCUGGUUGCUGAGGAGGCCCCAAGCUUCCGGUUGGCCUGCGACACAGGGCGACGGUGUUUGAGUGCAAAGCUGCUAUGGAAGCCGAGCGGUGACUUCACUGAUAGUGACAGUGAUGACUUUGAAGAUGCAGAGGGCCGGUACUUCAGGCUUAGCCAGCAGUCACACUGCCCGGAUUUCUUCCUCUUCCUUUGCCGCCUACUCAGCCCGCUGCUCAAGGCCUUUGCACAGGCUGCCGCCUUCCUUCACCAGGGCCAGCUGCCCGACACUGAGUUGGGCUACACAGAGCAGCUGUUCCAGUUCUUGCAGUCUACUGCCCAAGAGGAAGGGAUCUUUGAGUGUGUGGACCCAGAUCUCGCCAUCAGUGCUAUCUGGACCUUCAGAGACCUAGGGGUUCUGCAGCAGACACCCAGCCCUGCAGGCCCCAGGCUCCACCUGUCCCCUACUUUUGCCAGUCGAGACAAUCAGGAAAAGCUGGAACAGUUCAUCCGGCAGUUCAUUUGUAGCUAAAACUGUGGGGUGAAGCCUGUUCUGAGACUUCUCAGCCCCAGAACACAGCGGUGUCCUAAAGGCUGAAGACUGAGAAGAGGCUACAAACCUUUUAGCUGGACAAUAAAAUCUGAGGUUUGAUUGUCCCUUGCUGCCACUUGCUUUCAUCAUCCUUUGGUAUGAUAAAC